GGCCGUGCUUCCGCCGGCGCCGUGGCUGGGACUCUGCAGUGGGCUGCGGGUGAUGGAGCGGUGGGCGCGCCCGCAGCUCCUGCUGUGGCUGCUGUUGCUAUUACUGCCCCCAGUGCUGGGCCGCCAGAAGGAGUCAGGUUCAAAAUGGAAAGUAUUUAUUGACCAAAUUAACAGGUCUUUGGAGAAUUAUGAACCAUGUUCAAGUCAAAACUGCAGCUGCUACCAUGGUGUCAUAGAAGAGGAUCUAACUCCUUUCCGAGGAGGUAUCUCCAGGAAGAUGAUGGCAGAGGUAGUCAGACGGAAACUGGGGACCCACUAUCAGAUUAUUAAGAACAGAUUAUACAGAGAAAAUGACUGCAUGUUCCCCUCGAGGUGUAGUGGUGUUGAACACUUUAUUUUGGAAGUUAUCGGACGCCUCCCUGACAUGGAAAUGGUGAUCAAUGUACGAGAUUAUCCUCAGGUUCCUAAAUGGAUGGAGCCUGCCAUUCCAGUCUUCUCCUUCAGUAAGACAUCAGAGUACCAUGAUAUCAUGUAUCCUGCUUGGACAUUUUGGGAAGGGGGGCCUGCUGUUUGGCCAAUUUAUCCUACAGGUCUUGGACGAUGGGACCUCUUCAGAGAAGAUCUGGUAAGGUCAGCAGCACAGUGGCCAUGGAAGAAGAAAAACUCUACAGCAUAUUUCCGAGGAUCAAGGACAAGUCCAGAACGGGAUCCUCUCAUUCUUCUAUCUCGGAAAAACCCAAAACUUGUUGAUGCAGAAUACACCAAAAACCAAGCCUGGAAAUCUAUGAAAGUAAUCACAAUUGUCUGAAUAGAACCAUAGCAGUGAACAUUCUCACUCAAAGAACAUUGUCACCUGGGUAGAAUUCCAGAUCAGGUUUCCUCUUAGUGGUAGAUGAAUGUAGAGAAAGAUCCACAAACUAGUAUUAGCAUAUAUGUAAAUUAUUCUUUCAAACUCACAUUGCUUUUCUGGGCCAUAUUAUGAGUAGUAGUUUUGGUUUUGUUUUGUUGUUUUGUUGUUGUUGUUUUUGUUUUUUGUUUUUUGUUUUUUUACUACUUUUAAGGUUUAAACCAGAGGACACAAACUUUUUAUGGAAAGGGCCAUAUGGUAAAUAUUUUAGGCUUUGUGGAUUGUAUGGUCUUGUUGUAGUUACUCAACUUUGCCAUCACAGUGUGAAAGCAGCCACAGACAAUAUGUAAAUGAAUGAGCCUGGCUGUGUUCUAGUAAAACUUUAUUUAUGGCAUGGAAAUUUGAAUUUCAUGUAAUUUUCACAUGUCAUAAAUAUUCUUCUUUGGGUAUUUUUCAAGCAUUUGAAACAUAAAGAUAUUCUUAAUUAAAAUGUAAAGAUAUUCUUAAUUUAUUUACAACUCUCCAAGUGAUUCUAAGGCAAUGCCAGCAAUGACUGGCUCCUUCAGGUUGGAGUUCAUCUCUGUCUUCUAUGACUUCUUGCCUUAUUCAAAGAACUUUAAGCCCUAAAUGUCCUCAUUUGAAAUUUUCAAAUGCCAUAUGAGGAUGAUAUGAAAAGAAGUUUUAAACUUCUUGUGGGAAAACUAAGUGUAUCUGAGAUGUAAUAUGUGAUAGUUGUAAUCAAACAGGAGCAAAUGAAGUCUAACAAACUUUGUUGAAAAAUAAAAAUAUGAAAAGUGUAUCCAUUCAGCACAGCCUCUACUGUGGGAUGCUGCAAAAGCAAACAAGACUUGUUUCCCUCAUCAAAGUGUUUGCCAUCUUCUAAGGUAGCUGGGAUAUAAAUGGGGGUCUCAAACUCAGAUGCCCCAGGAGGCCACAGGAGUGAGCAGGAGAGAGAGCUAAAGGUCUGGUCAACGCCGCCAAGGGAAUAGGAGCUCAGUUUACCAGACCUUCCUUUUAUGUUUUACAAGAAAAGUUGGAAAUCGGGAUUUUUGGAAGAAAUAUCUUACCACCUGUAAAUGUUGGCAAUGGUUUGAAUUUUUAUUUUUAA
Molecule: messenger RNA, 1955 nt
Organism: Panthera uncia (snow leopard)
Lineage: Eukaryota; Metazoa; Chordata; Mammalia; Carnivora; Felidae
Gene: POGLUT1
Product: protein O-glucosyltransferase 1
Exons: 7
Coding region: 53-808 (251 amino acids)
Biological process (GO): protein O-linked glycosylation; positive regulation of Notch signaling pathway
Cellular component (GO): endomembrane system
Molecular function (GO): UDP-xylosyltransferase activity; UDP-glucosyltransferase activity
Source: RefSeq, a predicted model, not a curated record